AUGUCUGAACCUACCGGUCUCAUUGAGCUCUACCGUGGGGAAGAUCCUGUCGUUGAGUCUAGUAUAGUUGCGGUUCAUGGUCUCAAUGGCCAUCCGCUGCGCACAUGGACCACAAAGUCCGGAAAGUGCUGGAUGAAGGAGCCAGACAUGCUACCGGCACAUCUGAAGCAGUCGAGGGUUCUGACUUACGGCUACAACGCGGACGUGCUGUCGGUUCUGGGCAAGGCUUCUGACGAUCGCAUCCUCGAACAUGCCCAUACACUUGUCGCCGAACUGGUUGCCGAUCGCCAGUUGGACAAAGCUGCUCGGAGGCCCCUCAUCUUUAUCUGCCAUUCGCUUGGAGGGAUCAUCGUCAAAAGAUCUGCGACACCACCGGGUGAACUUCUCGAUGCCCUCAAACCAGGGUCGCAAGUCUUGAAGGACAUCACCGACAUGUUUGCUCCGCUGAUGAAGAGAUUUCGCAUCUUCUUCUUCUGGGAGCAGGAGAAGACCAAUCUAGGUGCGACGACAGAUUAUAUUGUCACUGAGUCUUCGGCGGCGCCCAUCCUCGACGGUACGGAGCGUUGUGGUCUUGCUUAUGAUCAUCGACACAUGUGCAGAUUCGAGUCCCGGACUUCGCCUGGAUACAAAGUCGUAGUUGCCGCAUUGAUGCGUUAUUCUGAGGAUGCUGGGGCAAUUAUCGCCCAAAGAUGGCUGAACAACGACGCAACACUGAGUUCAGUGCGUGCAGGUGAAGCUGCAGAGCUCUUCCAAACAACCGAUCCGCGUCCGUUUGUGGAUGCUGGAGAGAAAUCGCAUUGA
Molecule: messenger RNA, 801 nt
Organism: Exophiala xenobiotica
Lineage: Eukaryota; Fungi; Ascomycota; Eurotiomycetes; Chaetothyriales; Herpotrichiellaceae
Exons: 5
Coding region: 1-801 (266 amino acids)
Source: RefSeq, a predicted model, not a curated record